This is a messenger RNA of Sinocyclocheilus grahami, 1073 nucleotides long. RefSeq names its product peroxisomal biogenesis factor 3 (gene pex3). Gene Ontology annotation, biological process: protein import into peroxisome membrane. Lineage: Eukaryota; Metazoa; Chordata; Actinopteri; Cypriniformes; Cyprinidae. Gene Ontology annotation, molecular function: protein-macromolecule adaptor activity. Gene Ontology annotation, cellular component: peroxisomal membrane. The transcript is spliced from 9 exons. The coding region runs from base 204 to 1073 and encodes 289 amino acids. The record is from RefSeq and is a predicted model, not a curated record.
AAUAAUGGAUGGACCGUUCAGGGCGGCGGGUCGACCGCUUAAUCGAUCGAUCGACGCGAUCUGUUAUCUGUAGUUCGCCUGUGUGUGCUGCUAACACGAGAAGUUAUUGCCAUGUAGCAUUGUGCUAGCUAGUGAGUUACGUCUAAACACGCUUUUGCGUCUAGUUUUUUCGGGUUUUUUGCGGUGUGAAGUCUGUUUUUAAAAUGUUGAGUUCUACAUGGAAUUUCAUCAAACGCCAUAAGAGGAAAUUCAUCUUCGCUGGGGUUUUUGUUGGAGGUGUCUAUCUACUUGGUAAAUAUGCACAAAGAAAGAUUCAGGAGAUGCAGGAGCGAGAGGCAGCCGAAUACAUCACUCAAGCUCGGAGACAGUUUCAUUUUGAAAGCAACCAGAGGACAUGUAACAUGACAGUGUUAUCAAUGCUCCCCACUCUCCGAGAGGCAAUCAUACAUCACCUGAACUCAGAGAGCAUCACCGCUUUGCUGAAAACUAAGCCAGCUAAUAAACUUGAAAUCUGGGAGGAUCUAAAGAUUAUUAGUUUUACCCGCAGCAUUGUGGCGGUUUACAGCACUUGCAUGCUGGUGGUGUUACUCCGAGUUCAGCUCAACAUAAUUGGUGGCUACUUGUACCUGGACAACUCCGUGACCAAGAAUGGAACGACCCCCUUGGCCCCUCCUGAUGUCCAACAACAAUAUCUGUCAAGUAUCCAACACUUACUUGGAGAAGGGCUCAUUGAACUGAUAACUGUGGUGAAGAAAGCCGUCCAGGAAGUUCUUGGACCGGUGUCUCUGAAGCAGAGUUUGUCUCUACAAGAGUUGGAGCAACAGUUAACUCAGAUCAGACAGUUAGUGGAGGAGGGCUGUGCUUCCUCUAAACACAAAAGUCUUUCUUGGUACAUGAUGCCUGAUGAAGAGAACACACUAGCCUCACAGGAGGGUGUUUUCCACAAAGCAAAUGCCACUUGUAGCACCUCCAGUCACAUGACUCGCUCCAUGCUCAGCGUGCUCUUUGUUGUGUAUCAGCAAACAGGAAUUCCCCUUCAUCACAUGACACGGGUCUUUGGUUCUGUCCCGUGA